Molecule: messenger RNA, 1185 nt
Organism: Plasmodium cynomolgi strain B
Lineage: Eukaryota; Apicomplexa; Aconoidasida; Haemosporida; Plasmodiidae
Exons: 2
Coding region: 1-1185 (394 amino acids)
Source: RefSeq, a predicted model, not a curated record
AUGAAGGGGGGCAACGCAUCUUUAAAAAAAGAUAGCUACCCGGCCAAAUGCAACGAAUUAAAUAUAAGUGACAAGGGGAAGAUGUUGUACGAUUAUUUGUUCCCCCCCAAGGUGAAGGCUCCAAAGGAUGGGGGUACGGAGCAGGAUGCCCUGUCUGGGGACAAGCACAUGUCGUGCAAAACAUCGGAAGCACAAAUUAGGCACCACAAAGAAGUGCACACAGGAGGAAUGGAAAAUAUGGAUCACAAGAAGGAACUGAAGAAGCAUAUGAACCAGCUAAAAAUGCUACAUAAAAGAUUAAAAAGAAAGGACAAAAAUGCAUACGCUCAGGUAAAACCAAAUGGAGGCGAAAGUGUGCACGACACUGAUGGCACACUGGGAGAUACCCAUGCUAAGGGAGAAGAAACGAGUGAAGACAGCCUAGCCAAAUAUGUGCAAAACGAAAUAAAGAAAAACGAAAAAUUAAAUAAAGAAAAAAAAAGCUACGAAGAAAUUAACGUACUCGAGGAUAACUCAAAGAAAUUACAAAAUGAUAUUCAUACCUGGCUCCAGGCAGUAAAAAACAUAUCGGAAAAGACGAGCAAAUUGAAAGACAUUAAAACGCAGCUGCUGAACAACAUCGCCUCGUUAAAUGAGACUCUGACGGAAGAAAUUGAAAAUAUAAACGAGAUUAAAAAGUUGCAAAAGGAACAGAAUGAAAUAUUUUCGGAAAAUUGGCUCUACGUUCUGCCCUCCACGUCGGACAACUUGGUCAGAGAGGGGAGGGACGGCAAUUUUCAAGUGAUGAACUACUUGGAGAAGUUUAACAGGAGGAACGCUCCGCACGUGAGUGGUGAGCACGCGAGUGGGGAACACCCAAACGGGGAGCUUCCAAAAGAGGGCCUUCUAAACGGGGAGCUCCCAAAAGAGGGCCUUCUAAACGGGGAGCUUCCAAAAGAGGGCCUUCUAAACGGGGAGCUCCCAAACGAGGGGCUUCUAAACGGAGGGCUUCCAAACGGAGGGCUACCAAACGGAGGGCUUCCAAACGGAGGGCUUCCAAACGGAGGGCUACCAAACGGGGGGCUUCCAAACGACGGGAACGUUCGUAAGAUGCACGCGCACACCGACGGCGGGUCGAAGUCGUCCGACUCGCGCAGUUUCUGCAACGUGUUCCUCCUUCUCGCGAUUGCCUUUCUGCUCAGCUAG